GGAUGCCAGCCUCAUCCUGGAAGCCGUGAAGCGCAACCAGUUCCUGCGCUGCCUGGGCGAAGGACAGGACCAACCGCUGGUGGAGAGCUUCACCCCACAAGAGUUCCUCCCGGGGCAGAACGUGGUGGCUGAGGGGGACGACGGCAGCGCCAUGUACAUCGUGGCCGAGGGAGAGCUGCGGGUGACGCAGAAGGGGCGCCAGCUGCGCACGCUGCUCCCGGGGGACGUCUUCGGGGAGCUGGCCGUCCUGUACAACUGCCGGCGCACGGCCACCGUCACAGCCGAAGAGAAGUCUGCAAAACACCAGGCGUUUGAUUGUUGCAAGGUGUUCCUUGUUCCUUGA
Molecule: messenger RNA, 343 nt
Organism: Anolis sagrei ordinatus
Lineage: Eukaryota; Metazoa; Chordata; Lepidosauria; Squamata; Anolidae
Source: RefSeq, a predicted model, not a curated record